Molecule: messenger RNA, 1472 nt
Organism: Tachysurus vachellii
Lineage: Eukaryota; Metazoa; Chordata; Actinopteri; Siluriformes; Bagridae
Product: inhibitor of nuclear factor kappa-B kinase subunit alpha
Exons: 5
Coding region: 100-1251 (383 amino acids)
Biological process (GO): protein phosphorylation
Molecular function (GO): ATP binding; protein kinase activity
Source: RefSeq, a predicted model, not a curated record
CUCACACACACACAGACACGCAGAUGUUUAUCAGGCAGAAAGCUUUCAGUCUGAUGAGACGAUUCUUACAGUAACAACUGCUGAGUGAAUCUCCAUAAGAUGGAUUUUUCUACAAAAACCCUGGCAGCGGGUUGCUUUGGGAAAGUGUAUAAGCAAAAGUAUGGAGACACGUGGGCUGCGAUGAAAAAAGUUCCUGUGAACUUCAUCACUAAGGAACAGCUUACCAGAGAGUGCCAAGUUUAUGAGAAAGCGCAACACAACAACGUGGUCAAACUCCUCGGGAAACCGUGGCUGGAAAACGGAAGGUGGCACAUUCCUCUGGAGUUUGUUUUUGGGGAGGAUCUCGAGACGGCCAUAUUUAACGUACAGAAGUCUAAAAUACAGCUGAGCCAGACUGUGAAGGCCACCAUCAUCACAGGGAUGUGUGAAGGCCUGAACUUCCUGCACUGCAGAGACAUCGUCCACCAGGACCUCAAACCGGACAACGUCAUGAUUGAGCACGGAUCUCACCGCGCUGUGAUUAUCGACAUGGGCCUGGCCAAAUUCUUCAAAAACGGUUUAAGCUCUGCUGUAAACCUGGGCAACGAAGCCUACGCUGCUCCUGAGAUCCUGGAAGGGAACAAUCGAGACAAGCGAUCAGAUGUGUGGGCCAUGGGCAAAAUCAUUGCAGAGCUCUGCGCCAGAGUCAGGCUUCCCACUCGGAGUGUGACUCCCAUGAAGAUUAAAGACAGUCUGAAAGACAAUUGUUAUUGUAGCGUUGUGUGCAAAAUGGUGGCGACAAAUGCAGCAGAGAGACCCAACAUGUACGGAGUAAUUGGAGAGAUCCGGCAAAUUGUGGCAAGUCAGGGAGCAAAUCAGGGAGCAGGAGCUGGAAGACCACAUGCAGCUUUGGGUGGCCAUUUGGGUCCCCGGCUAACAGAGGCUGCUGAUUUUGGUGUGAAGCAAAAAUGGCGCCCACCAACUCCUUUCCCACCGGAAGCGAAACACCAAGAACCUCCUGUUCAACAUCCUGUCGAACGUAUCCACCGCAGCCCAUCACCUCGACCUCACCCUGUAGCUCCCGUAGUUCCUGUUAACCAAAAUGCACUGGCCAAUCAGCUCUCACUGCUGUCCAUUCCUUGUCCUUUACCUCCAGACGGAACGGUGGUUCACCGUCGUUAUGACAACGACACCGGACAAAUGCACAUUAAACAAAUAAUCACACGGAACGGAAAGGUGGUGAAGUACGAGGACGUGAAAAUUACCAAGUGAAGUAUACAAGAAGAAGUAUACAGUGAUGUACGACGUGACGACAAAACAAAUCGUCCAGCGUCUAUUUUGUAUGUGUUUCCUGAUUCAGAAUUAUACCUACAGAAAACGAACUUAUCAUGUGGUGUAUGUAUGAGGUGAAUGUGUUUCGGUGAAUGUUGUGUCUUAUUAUACUUCUUGUAUUAUAAAUUUUCUACUUUUGCAAAAGGGCACAACAGUCUACU